This is a messenger RNA of Diabrotica balteata, 1749 nucleotides long. Lineage: Eukaryota; Metazoa; Arthropoda; Insecta; Coleoptera; Chrysomelidae. The record is from the annotation of a GenBank genome assembly.
UUACACCAAAAAGAUCUGCAGUAUGCACUAUCUGCAGUAUUUAAUAAACUAUGGUGCGGUGUAGGGGAUUAGUAUCAAUAAGAAAAAGUGCCGUUUUGUCUUGUUAAUUGUUUGUUAUUGAUGCCGAAUGGUAUUCAUGUCAAGGAUAAAAAGUAUUGAAAUAUACAAUGGUUCGAAGAAGUGAAGUCUUCGGUAUAUCGAUAGUUGCGGUAGUAUGUCUUCUUCUAAUAGUGUUUAGCCAAAAAGAUCUUAAUAACUAUCAGCGCUCUCACAGGUACCAGCAGUAUAUCGAGCUAGACGAUAGUUUCAAAUACUCAAACACUAACAACACCUACACUAUACGAUCCAUUGACGAUGUGAUUUCUAUCGAAAGAAACUUGUUGUCGAAAGAAUUAUCCAGGUACGAGUUUCCUGAAGAUACAAACCUUGAUGAUUAUACACUUUCCACAGGAGGUAGGCCGAUUCGAACGAUUAUCAUAACAACCUGGCGGUCCGGCUCUACUUUCCUUGGAGACAUACUCAACGCUGUCCCCGGUAACUACUACCACUACGAGCCGCUUCUAGACUACGGCAUAGUCCAGAUUAGAGGCCCUCCUGACGCUAAACCAGCUCUGGAGACCCUCAAAAGCUUAUUGAACUGUGAUUAUAGUAAUUUGUACAACUACCUAAACUUUGGGUUGUCCCAUGUUUAUUUGUUCACCCAUAACACUAGGUUGUGGGACCAGUGCGAGAUUUAUCCAACAUAUUGCUGGAAUGCCACAUUUUUAAACAAGUUUUGUAAACUGUUCCCAUUUCAAAGUAUGAAAAGUGUGAGACUGAGGUUGGCACUUGCUGAGAAACUUCUACAAGACGAAGAUUUAAAUGUUAAAGUAAUUUUACUAGUACGCGAUCCUCGCGGCACGAUGCAGUCCCGCAAACACAGAGACUGGUGCCCGGGCAUGCCUGACUGUGAUCAACCCUACAAUUUGUGCAGGGAUUUAGUGUCUGACUAUAAGGCAGCUGGUCCGCUUUUGCAGAUCUAUCCAGAUAGAUUCAGGGUUUUGCGAUACGAAGACCUGUCGUUGGACCCCAACGAAAUCGCCAGAGACCUGUUCGAUUUUCUAGGUCUCCAUUUUCAUAGGAAUGUCGAAAAGUUCCUGGCGACGCAUACGCGGUUCAAUAUUGGUGGCGUUUCGAGCACGUUUCGAGAUUCUAAGAGCACGCCCUUCCACUGGAAGGCGGAUCUCAACUACACCGAGGUGCAAAACAUCGAAGAAAACUGCGAGGAAGCGAUGAGGCUGUGGGGCUACAACAGGGCCAAGAAUGUAUCCGAUAUGAAAGAAUUUAAUCCUUUGACGACGUAUCGGGUUCUCUGAGGUGAGGUUUUUGUAUCAAUUUUGUAAGUUGUUAACGUUCCGAACGGUCUUUAAUUAGAUUUUACUUUAGACGUGUUAUUGGAAAUAGUUUUUCUAUGGACGAAAAAAAAAUCGUGCUGUCAACAUUCUGUUAUCGGUAGUUUCUUUGGGAGAGAAUAAAUAAGGUAGAUGUAAUGGGAGAAUCAAUUACAUCAAUAAAUUAUAGUUUGAGUUGUUUCAACAACAAAGAAACAUAUUGCAAUUUGAAAUGAACGUUUUUUCGAUAAUUUAACCAAUUGCUUUAUGUGACAAGUCUAGAUUAUAAUCUAAUUUAAGAUGGUGUCGGGUUAGAGAUCAAAGAUGAGUUUAAAAUUUUAUUGGACGGUAGUUUAAUGCUAGGAAGUGAAGAAGUGCU